AUACCCUUUUUUUUCUUUUUCUUUUCCUUUUUUUUUUAAUAACCUUUCCUUUCCUUUCUAUAUUAUCAUGUUUUCCAAAUCCAUUCUUACCAUUACCUUGGUAGUGUUGGCUCUUUUCCAACUUGUCCAUGGUAGCGUAUUUUCUCAAUUGCAAUUCAUUAAGAUCAAGUCUCCCAAGAACAAUGACGUUUUUGAAGCUGGUGAAAAAGUCCAUGUUGAAUAUAUCAUGCAACCUCUUAUCUACAAGUCCACUUCUAUGGGUAGAGCUUUGAGUUUGGGUAUUCACUUCCAUUCUCGUACUGGUAACCAAAAACAACAAAAAUUGGCCACUGUUUCCAACUCUUGUCCUGUCACUGCUUCUGAAAACAAAUUUGUUACUCAUAAGACUACUUGGACCAUUCCUAAGAACACUAAACCUGGUUCUUAUGCUUUUGAUUUUGAUGAAAAUGUUCAAGUACGCAGCGGUCGUCUUCAAGUCAAGGAAACCAUCAAGGUGUCUGUGGUUGAAAAAUAAAGUUGUAGAAUAUAACCCCCCUUUUAUCUUUUGUAUACUUUGUAUGUCUUUCUACUACAAACAAUAAAAAAAAACCUAUUUCUUACUCAUA
This is a messenger RNA of Halteromyces radiatus, 605 nucleotides long. RefSeq lists its product as uncharacterized. The record is from RefSeq and is a predicted model, not a curated record. The transcript is spliced from 4 exons. Bases 68 to 514 code for a protein of 148 amino acids. NCBI's taxonomy places the organism in Eukaryota, Fungi, Mucoromycota, Mucoromycetes, Mucorales, Cunninghamellaceae.